Striga asiatica is the source of this 1313-nucleotide messenger RNA. The record is from the annotation of a GenBank genome assembly. NCBI's taxonomy places the organism in Eukaryota, Viridiplantae, Streptophyta, Magnoliopsida, Lamiales, Orobanchaceae.
AUGGGCGAAAAAAUCGAGACGACGACCGUGAUCAUCGUGGGCUCGGGCCCAUCGGGCCUCUCGACCGCGGCCCACCUACACCACCUCUCGAUUCCCUACAUCCUCCUCGAGCGAGAGGACACGUUCGCGCCCUUGUGGCAGAAGUUUUGCUACGACCGUGUCCACCUUCACCUCGACAAACGCUUUUGCCAGCUCCCGUUCGCACCCUUGCCCGAUGACACACCCGGCUACAUGUCCCGAGCUGACUUCGUGGCCUACCUUACUGACUACGUGUCGCGGUUCGAAAUCGAACCAAGGUACGGCCAUAGGGUUGUCGAGGCGAAGCACGACAAGGAGUCGUGUUGGUGGGAUGUAAUUGCGGUCGCGUCUAAUAAUAAUAAUAAUGAUAAUAAUAAUAAUAGUGAUAAUAAUAAUAAUGAUGAUGAUAAUAAUAAUGUUGUGGGGCCCACGGAGAGGUAUCGGUCGAGGUUUUUAGUGGUGGCGACAGGGGUGACGUGCGACCCGUGGGCCCCACCAGUGGAGGGGCUCGAGGGGUUCGGAGGGGAGGUGGUGCACUCGACACAGUAUAAAAACGGGGCGAGGUUCUCGGGAGAGAGAGUGUUGGUGGUCGGAGCCGGGAAUUCCGGAAUGGAGAUCACGCUCGAUUUAGCUAACCAUGGGGCCAAGGCCUCAAUAGUCGUGCGGAGCUCGAUGCACGUAAUUUCGAGGGGAAUGGCUUACGUGGGAUUGGUGCUGUUGAAAUACGUACCUAUGAGUUGGGUUGACAUUAUGUUGACCGUGAUGAGUAAGGCCGUGUUUGGCGACCUCACAAAAUAUGGAAUCCAAAAUCCUAAGGAGGGCCCAUUUACCAUGAAAGUCAAAUAUGGUAAAUAUCCUGUUGUUGACGUGGGAACAAUCGGCAUGAUCAAGACUGGUAAAAUUCAGGUGUUGCCAGGGAUAAGCUACAUUAAAGGCAAUAAGGUGCUGUUUGAGAAUGGGAAAGAAGAUAUAUUCGAUGCAAUUGUGAUGGCUACAGGAUUCAAACGGUCUACCAAACAGUGGCUUAAAGAUUGUUAUUUGCUUAAUGAUGAUGGGCUUCCUAGAAAUUCCUACCCUAACCACUGGAAGGGCAUUAAUGGGCUGUACUGUGCUGGGCUGGCCCAUAGAGGACUGCCAGGAGCGGGCAUUGAUGCCCAGAAAAUAGCCCAUGACAUCAAGAACCAGCUCUAAUUUAUUUAUUAUUUACCCCUAUCGUUUCUUGUACUAAGUAUUUGCAGCAUAUCUGAAAUUUGAAAUUUGAAGAAUAAAAGUUACAAUAACUUAAUUGUGUUUUC